Messenger RNA from Asparagus officinalis (garden asparagus), 1817 nucleotides. RefSeq lists its product as uncharacterized. The transcript has 2 exons. The coding region runs from base 850 to 1434 and encodes 194 amino acids. Gene Ontology annotation, molecular function: zinc ion binding; nucleic acid binding. The record is from RefSeq and is a predicted model, not a curated record. Lineage: Eukaryota; Viridiplantae; Streptophyta; Magnoliopsida; Asparagales; Asparagaceae.
ACAGAGUUGCACGAAGGCCCAUUUGCAAGGCCCAUUUAAGCAUAAUAUCUUCAUGUCUAUGUCUCUAAACUAAAUUGUUACUAGCAUUACAUUUUUAUUUGGUUUGUGAAACAUAAGCAGUUAUACCAUUGUGCAUAUUAACUGUGCAUUAUAUUAAGUUUUGAGUUACUGCAAAGUUGCUUGUCCUUUGGAAAACGUAUUAUUUGCUUUUAAUAAUCUAUAUUCAUUUGAUAUUGUAUUACAAAGUAAUUUUGUAGUUCUCUAUAUUUUCAAUAUAUUCAGUUUGCAUAUAGCUUCAUAUAUAUCCAUUUUGAUAGCAUAUCAUUGUGAGCUUUAAGUUUUCUUCAUUUUGUGAACCAUUGUCAUAUAGUUCUAAGUCUAUAUCUCACAAACAAGUUCUUUUCUCAAAUCCUUUGAAUCAUCAAGACUAGCAAUUUUUAUAUUUAGAUUUUAUGGCUAAUACCGAUCUAUCUAAGUCAGCCAAGCCUGAGAAGUUCACCGGUUUGAACUACAAACGGUGGGAUAAUCAGAUGAAAUAUUAGCUUACAACUUCAGGACUUAUUUCUGCUAUUGACUCGGGAUUUUUCCUUAUCAACACCUACACCCUCUUCAUCAUCACAAGCUGAACCUACCUCCACACCUACCACAAUAUCCGGAAUUUCUAAAUCUUCUGAGGAAAUAAACUUUCAUUGUUACAACCGAAUCCUUAGUGCUCUUUCAGACAAAUUGUAUGACAUUUAUUAUGAGUAUAAAGAUGCAAAAGAUUUGUGGGUAGCACUAGAGUCUGAAUAUGGUUUAGAUGAUGCUGGUAUAGAAUGUUUUUCCUCCUCCUCCUUUAAUAAGUUUGUUAUGAUAGACAGUAAACCUAUCAAUGAUCAACUCCAUGAGUUUCAAGACUACAUCCGAUACCUUCAGUUGAAAGGAAAUACUUUCUCUAAAGAAUAUAAGGUAUCUAGUCUUAUUGAUAAACUUCCUCCUUCUUGGUCAGACUUUGCUAAAGAUCUCUGUCAUCUACAGGGUGACUUGACUCUUGUACAAGCCCUCAAAGGUAUUAGGAUAGAGGAUCAACAUAGGCAAAACUCCAAACCAAAAAAUGAAAUGAAAGCAAAAGUAAACCUAGUGGAAGAAAAGUCUAAUAACUUUAGAAACCCAAAUCACAAACCCAAGGGCAAUAAUUUCAAGAAGAAGAAUCAUUCUCAUCAUCCUAACCAACAUUCCAAUCUCUCUAGAAACCACAAACCUUUUAGCCAAAAGUCUGAGACUAAAUUUUGCUAUGUCUGUGGGAGAACUAAUCAUCUUUCGACUCAAUGCUACUACCGAAAGAAAGCUCCUAUCAAGACUCUUGUAGGUGGAAAGGGUGAAGAAGCAAGUCAUAGGGUCAACAUGGUAGAAUAUAACUCAGACUCCUUUAGGAAUCAAGUGGAGGGAGUGUAAUUCUAGAAGAUGACUCGACUAGACAAGUAAUGGGAAGUGGACGUGUGGACCUAAAAAUGACUUCCGGAAAGAUUUUGACUCUCCACAAUAUCGUACAUGUACCAUUACUUAGAAGAAAUCUGAUUAGCGAAUCUGUUUUAUUGAAAGUUGGAUUUAGAAUUGUUAAAGAGUCAAAUAAGUUUGUAAUUACCAAGAAUGAUAUAUUCAUUGGUAAAGGUUUUGUUUGUGAUGGUCUUUUUAAGUUAAAUGUAAUAAGAUCUUCUGAUAAUAAAAGUUCUUCUUCCAUAAUCUUAAAUGUUGAAUCUUGUGACAAAUGGCAUGGAAGGUUAGGACACAUAAACUAUGGAACCAUUAGAAAAAUGGCAUCCAUGAACUUGAUACCC